Geodia barretti is the source of this 843-nucleotide messenger RNA. The record is from the annotation of a GenBank genome assembly. NCBI's taxonomy places the organism in Eukaryota, Metazoa, Porifera, Demospongiae, Tetractinellida, Geodiidae.
AUGGGUGCGGAGGUGGUGUUGGUCGAGACUGAGUCCCGUUUCACCACCCGCGUAUGGCCGCCCUUCGCCGACGGAGAGUUCGGCAGGGAUCGCAGCGGCGGAUUCAACCUCGUCAACAAUAACAAGCUGAGUUGUUCCCUCGACCUUCGCCAGCCCGAGGCAUUGGAACUGGCCAGGGACAUCAUUUCCGUCAGCGACGUACUGGUGGAAAACUACGCAACCGGUGUGAUGGAAAACCUGGGCCUUGGUUAUGACGAGGUGAAGAACCUCCGGCCCGACAUUGUGUACAUGUCCCUGGGUGCCUUUGGCCGCAGCGGGCCGUUCAAGGACCUGACCGGGUUUCACAGCGUCAUCAACCUCUUCAGCGGCCUAGCAGCCAUUACUGGUUACCCUGGUUCCCACCCAAGGAUCAUGGGAGGUCUGAUCCCUGACGCUUUCGCUGGCUGUUACUGCGUCCUGGCAGUUCUGGAGGCGCUGUACCACCGUUCCCAGACCGGCGAGGGCCAGUUUAUCGAGGUGUCAAUGACGGAAGCCCUGACCGGCAUGAUUCCUGAAGCGGUGAUGGAAUAUUCCCUGACCGGAAAGGAACCGCCAAGAGUGGGCAACCGCGAUGGGCGGAAAUCGCCCCACAACGUGUUCCGGUGCCUGGGCGAGGAGAAGUGGGUGGCGGUGGCACGGCGAGACCGAUGUCUAACAUUCGCGUGUUGGCCACUGUCAAAUGUCACCGGCAACGUCGGCUGGGCUGACGAUGUGCGAUUCGCCACUGUCACCGCUCGCGUGGAAAACCAGGAUGAGCUGGAGGCGCUGCUUCAGCACUGGACUGUCCGUCAGUCAAGGUUCUAA